Pomacea canaliculata is the source of this 3214-nucleotide messenger RNA. Its product is annotated as serine protease 30-like. Gene Ontology annotation, molecular function: serine-type endopeptidase activity. Gene Ontology annotation, biological process: proteolysis. The transcript has 11 exons. Lineage: Eukaryota; Metazoa; Mollusca; Gastropoda; Architaenioglossa; Ampullariidae. The coding region runs from base 1 to 1491 and encodes 496 amino acids. The record is from RefSeq and is a predicted model, not a curated record.
AUGAACAACCAGGCGUACAGCAACUUCACAGACCUCACAGGCUCCACAGCCACCAUUGGCGGGGAACAAGGACCAGGAGGUUCUCAUGAAGGGAGAUCAGUAAGAACCUUCAUCAAGGGACUGUCAUGGCGUCACCUGGCUGUCGGAUGCUUUUUUCUCGCUCUUCUGGCCAUGGUCAUCGGCAUCUCAGUUCACUUUGCCAAGACAGGCACAACAAGAGAAGAUGAAGGAUGUAUUUCCCCGUCACCUCGUGUUAGACAAGAUUUACUUCAAGAUCCAGACUUUGGGGCGCUACUUGUAUUUUUCUGGCCAUGGUCACCUGACAUGGAGGAUACAAACAGUCCGAUGUACGAGGAAACAAUCAGUAAAGCUGAAUACUGGGUGACAAAGAUUUUCCAGACCAGUUCACUUUCCUCUUGCAUCAGGUCUGCUGCGAUGAAAAUGACGAGACUAGUUGGCAAUAUUCUCGUCAUCUUGCAACUGUCUGUGAGCUGUGACAGUGCAGGAGAAAUUGAAAUAAACAGAGCCUACAUCGAGGGUCACGCGCUCCUGCAGCGAACACAGGACAGAAGCUGUGUGGUCAACAUCAGUAAAAAUAUUUACCUUCAGAGAUGGAGGAAGAACAUCACUAUCACAGACCCGGUACCACCAUCUGCUAUUCCUGACACCAUCUGUGGUCAGUCUCAGCUGUACCCUGUUCCUAAAAUUGUGGGUGGUCGGCCUGCAAAACGUGGACAGUACCCGUGGGUAGUAAAGCUAGAUACAGAAAAAGAUAACAUUUCGUAUUCAUGUGGAGGCACCAUCUGGGACUACAACCACAUUCUAACGGCGGCACACUGCAUUGAGAUGUUGCAGAGAAAUAGCAUCACAGGGCUGGUAGACCCACAAGCAAUUACGGUCACUGCGGGCAAGUGGGAGUCUGAAUCAAAUCUUUUCCCUUAUGAGCAACAAAGAAGUGUCGCGUCAGCACGAAUUCACACAGGCUACUACAAUGAUAAUAAAAGUAUAGCAAACGACAUUGCCUUAUUGAAACUGGCCGAGCCGUUACAUCCCACCCAGCUGGUGAUGAAAGUGUGUCACCCUCAUGCCAGCACCCAGCUACCAAAGAAGGGCAUUGUUGCAGGCUGGGGACAAACGAAAGAUGGACAGACAUCAACACCUGAGGUACAGCAAAGUGUAGAACUAAGUCUACUAGACCAGAGCGACUGUGAAAAGCAUCUAAUUAAUUACUUUCCUAACAACAUGCCAUACGACCUGGCAAACGGGUCACUAUGCGCAAUUGACGAUGAUCUUGAAGAAAGAGAUUCUUGUCAGGGGGACUCUGGUGGUCCGCUUUUUGCGAAUCUGGGCACCGGAGGAGUUGACCGUUACACAAUCCUUGGCAUCGUCUCGUACGGUGAUGGAUGUGGAAAAAAGUUAAAACCUGGAGUGUAUGCUUCGGUUCAGUAUUACCUUGACUGGAUCCAAAACACAAUAUUAUUUUUAGGAUAGAUGUAAACUUUAACAUCCAUUUAUCGCAUUGCAUGCACAGAGGAUCUGUCUGUUUCUCCAUAUUGAUACAUCCAUAGGUAACGAGAAAAGGUAAAGCAAAAGAUGUAUUCGUCUGAGGUCGUAUGAUAAACUAAACAAUAUAGGAAAAGCUCUUGAGAUAUAACAAACCUUUCUGCAAGCCACUUUAACAGUGGUAAGUGCCUUAUUUACUUAAUAAUUAUGUAUUAUGAAUGUUUAUUUUAUUUUUAUUUACCAAAUAAUAAGCACAGGAACUGAUCUAACUAUAGUUGUUUGUACUUAGGAGUAUAUAGAACCAAUACAAAAAUAACUUUUGUUAUGCUGGACAUUGUAAUUAACUAAAAAUAUGAGUCGAAUUUAAUAUUCGCAGCACCUAAGACGUAGUCUAUGACUGGAUAUUGCACAGUUUGUACAGGUGUACACCACAGGUCAAUGACUAUUAGCAUGCAUCUUGUGAUAUUCACAAUAUUAAUUGCAGAUUGCAAAAACUUACUGUGAAGUUUGCAUUUUGACCGCCAUAUCAGUGUUGAGCACAUACAAAUUAUAAGAAAUGACUAAUUUUAUUUCACUAACAUGACUUUUGUAAACAUUUGUUGACCGGUGUUAUUGUACAGACCUGUGUUACUCGAGAACUUCUCACCUUUUUACUUUUCCAUCUAAUUUAAUGGAACUGAUUCCCAAAUUCAAACGUUUACCUCGUCACAACGUAUCCUCUAAGGAGCCACACAGAAGUCUUUUGUCUUCAGCAAAUCCUCAGGAAGAGAUCCCUUGUCCUCUCUGUCCCUGCUCAUGCAAUGGCAUGUGAGUUUUCACUAUUGUAGUCUGGCGGUAGGUACCGAUGUCUGUAUACAGAACCAAUCAUCACAACUCAUUCAUUGCACGUGCCAUCACGUGAUAAGCUCUGCUGGCCGUCAUCUUGGACUAGCCUGAGGUGACCUGGGGUCAGCCACUGUAUCUGCUGUUAGCUGUGUAUUGGGGGGGGGGGAGAAAGAAUGUGUGAUAGAGACACUAUCUCAACAUGUACAUGUAUAUUACCUCUUUCAUAUCAUGUGUAUGUAUAUAUUAUUGCUAGUACGAGCACUGUCGUGAACUGCCCCUGGGGAUCAUUUCAUCUUCCCUUUAAUAAUGUGAAGCUCUCAGUGAUGUUACUCUUAAUUCAGAAUUAUGAUCGUUGUCACCUGUAGACUACAGACACAAGUUACGAGCCUUGUGACUACAAAAGCUCUUGAUCACUUUAUCAAAGUCAAUCUUAUUGACAAGGUCGAGCUGGAUGACCAAAUGUCAAUAUUUGUUGAUCGUGAAAUACAAAUUGUGGAUCGCAGAUAGUUUGAUUAGCUUCGACUUGAGAAAGCUUCUUCUUUUGAAGAUAACAACGCUGACUCUAUUAGUUAGGGAAAUUUAAUGAUGAUGGUAAUGUUUGCAAAUUAAUUUGUGCUGGUAAAUAAAAUUCAAAAGUUCAAUAGCACAUUGUUUUAUUUUGGCUGCUUUUUCUGAAGAAAUCUCAACAAACUUUUGAGGUCGAUUCUGUUGAAGAAUGAAUUUAGACUUGUUCAUGUGGUCAGCAGCAUGCUGGGGAUGGAUCUCUAAUGUGGGAAGCAGAAAGAAAUUCAGACUUCUCGCAACUUUGUUGAACUGUUCUAGUCUACUUGCCUGUGUUUGAAUAUGCCUGUGUGUGUGUGUGUGUGCGUCUGUGUAUGUGUGUGCG